Messenger RNA from Megalobrama amblycephala (Wuchang bream), 7255 nucleotides. RefSeq names its product antigen WC1.1-like. The coding region runs from base 1 to 6993 and encodes 2330 amino acids. Gene Ontology annotation, cellular component: membrane. The transcript is spliced from 49 exons. NCBI's taxonomy places the organism in Eukaryota, Metazoa, Chordata, Actinopteri, Cypriniformes, Xenocyprididae. The record is from RefSeq and is a predicted model, not a curated record.
AUGCCUGAUGCUGCAGUGGUGUGUAGAGAGAUGAACUGUGGGGAGGCUUUACAAGCACCAGCAUUGUCUUACUUUGGACGAGGAUCAGGAAAAAUCUGGAUGGAUGAAGUGCAGUGUAGAGGAUCAGAGUCAACACUGAAGGACUGUGAAUCAAGAGGAUGGGGUGAACAUGACAGCUAUUGUGGCGAUCAUGACUAUGAUGCUGGAGUCAUAUGCUCACAAACCAUAAACUAUGGACGAUUUACAAGACUUGCUGAUGGACCUCACCUGUGCUCUGGGAGAUUAGAGGUUCUUCAGGGGAACACAUGGUGCUGGGAGAAGAUGCUUUUGGCAAAGGAGAUGCUCAGAUGUGGACACAAGAGAUUCAGUGCAGAGGAAAUGAAUCACUUGUUCGAUUGUGUCCAACUUCACAAGACAUUCAGUGCUCUCAAGAAAACAACUGUUGACUGUCUUUUUCUUUGUCCAGGUUACACUGACCUCAGGCUGGUCAAUGGUCCUGACAUCUGUUCAGGUCGAGUUGAGCGUCAGUACUUCAGUAAAUGGGGCACAGUGUGUGAUGCAUGCUGGGAUAUGAGAGCUGCCAGUGUCCUCUGUAGACAGCUGAAUUGUGGGAUUGCUGUGUCUGUUGUGGGAUCAGACUGGUUUGGAGAGGGAAGUGGUGAAAUCUGGGCUGAUGUGUUUGAUUGUGACGGGAAUGAAACAAAACUCUCAGAAUGUUCCAUCUCUUCAUGGAGUCGAGCUGAAUGUUCUCAUAGACGAGAUGUUGGAGUCAUCUGCUCCAAUUCCUCUCUGGCUGUUCAUGAUGGUCUGGUGCGGUUGUCUGGAGAGAGACAGUGUGAGGGGGAGGUGGAAGUUUCCAUCCAUCAGGUCUGGAGGAGAGUUCUGCUGGACUCCUGGAGUCUCACUGAAUCCUCUGUGGUCUGCAGACAGCUGGGCUGUGGCUCUGUGCUGAACUUCUCUGGCUCCUCUUCAUCCAGUCCUGAACACAGUCAUGAGUGUGUGACGGGCUUCCAGUGCUCUGGGAGUGAAGCUCAUCUGGGGAACUGCAGAUCUCCACGAACUCUCAACUGCAGCUCCACACAACAGCUGUCAAUCACCUGCCUUGGUCGCGGGUCCAUCAGGCUGGUGGGUUCUGGGGGAGACUGUGCAGGGAGGCUGGAGGUUUUUCACAGCGGCUCAUGGGGGACAGUGUGUAAUGACUCCUGGGAUAUUAAAGAUGCCCAUGUGGUGUGCAGACAGCUGCAGUGUGGAGUGGCCCUCAGUAACCAGCAGGUACCAGCCUGGUUUGGUCCUGGUUCUGGACCCAUAUGGCUGGAUGAGGUGGAGUGUGAGGGGAAUGAGACGUCCCUGUGGAGCUGCUCUUCUCCAGGCUGGGGAAAACAUGACUGUCAACACAAGCAGGAUGUAGGAGUCGUGUGCUCAGAGUUUAAAGAGAUCAGGUUAACUGAGGGCUGUGAAGGGAAUGUGGAGGUUUUCUACAAUGGAUCCUGGGGAAAUGUGUGUCACAAUCAGAUGAACAGAGACACAGCGAGUCUGAUCUGUCAAGAGCUGAACUGUGGAAGAUCUGCCAGUGAACCCAGUAAUUCAGAGGGACUGAAGUCUCAUAAUUGGCUUGAUAAACUUAAUUGUCGACCACAUGAUUCCACUCUAUGGCAGUGUCCAUCUUCACCCUGGGGACUGAAUGACUGUGAUGAAGAUGAAGUGGCCAAGAUCACCUGCUCAGAGAAGGAGAAUCAUGAAUCUCCUCAGAGUCGUCUGACAUGUUCUACCUCAUCAUCUCCACACCAGAGACAGUGUUCAAAUCAUGUUCCUCUCAGACUGAGUGGAGGGGAGGGCCGGUGCUCUGGGAGGCUGGAGGUGUUUCAUAACGCUGAGUGGGGCUCAGUCUGUGAUGAUCUGUGGGACAUCAGCGAUGCUCAGGUGGUCUGCAGACAGCUGGGUUGUGGAGCAGCACUGAGGGCUGAUGGGAAUUCAACCUUUGGUGCUGGUGAAGGUGUUGUGUGGCUGAACAGAGUCGAGUGCAGAGGGAAUGAGAUUCACCUGUGGGACUGUCCUCUCUCCCUGAAGAACCACACUGACUGCUCUAACAAAGAUCACGCUGGACUCACCUGUGCAGAUGUGUCAGUGUCCACUACUCCUGCCACAACAACAUCAUCUUCUCCUGCAGUUUCUCAGACAGUGAGCUCAACAUCAGUCUCUCGUCCACAAACUCCUCCGUCUCUCUCUGUGCUUGUGAUUGUACUGGGAGUUGUGCUCUUACUGCUCUUAGUGCCACUGCUUAUACUGAUUCAGCAGAACAGAGUGAUGAGGAGAGCUCUCUCUAAGAGGAGACACAGGAGCACGACUGAGGCCGUUUAUGAGGAGAUUCAUCACAGACACAAUCGCUUCACUCAGAGGGGGAGUCUCAUCUCUGAAGAACUGCAUUCUGGGUAUGAAGAUGCUGAUGAGCUUCUCUCAGAAAAAGAGUUCAAGACUGAAUAUUAUGAUGAUGUCACCAAUGGCAGUGGCCUGAAAGAAGAGAUGAUGAAGGAAAUCACACCGGGAUACUAUGAUGAUGUCAUCACUGAUGGACUGAAACCAGAUCGUGAGACAGAAGACACACCUGAGAGUUAUGAUGAUGUCAUGACGACUGGACAGAACUUUAAUAUUAAAAAAGUGGACACACCGGAGCAUUAUGAUGAUGUCAUCAUUAAUGGACAGAACAUUCCAGGUGUAACAGAGGGAGAUCAGGAGGAGUAUGAUGAUGUGAAGAACAGCGAUGAAGAUGAGAGAAACCUGUUGGACUAUGAUGAUGUGGAGGAGGAGUCAAAUAAAGAGGGAGGAGCCAUACGGACGCUGGAGAAGCUGAAAGUUUUGAGAGCUGUGCGAGACGCUGAUCCCAACCUCGACACCAUAUUAACAAGUGCACUGGAUGACCACUGCAGUCCAAAAGUGAGCGAGACAGAAAGAUACAGAUGGCUGAGGAUGCCGAUGGGCAUCAGCCCCGCUCCAGAGGUGUUUCAAAGAAAACUCAGUCAAGCUCUGGAAGGAUUGAGAGGUUUAUAUGUCAUAACUGAUGACAUCCUCAUCACAGGAGAUGGUGAGAUAUUAGAAUUAGCAAACCAAGACCAUGACGACAAUCUGAGAGCACUGAUGAAUAGAUGCAGAGAAAAGAGCAUCAAAGCAUUGUCUUUGGAGCCAGUUUCUUCAGUGUGUUUGAGGGAGCAGAAGGAGAAACAGUCAAACAAACAGUGUGACGGGCAGAAGAAGAUGGAGGGAUGUCUGACACUUAUAUUACUCUCUUCAGUGGUUACUCUUAUUACAGCUAAACGUGUGAAUGUGAGGCUUGUGAAUGGCGACAGUCGCUGUGCUGGUCGAGUGGAGGUUCUUCAUGAUGGUCAGUGGGGAACAGUGUGUCAUACUAACUGGGAUAUGACUGAUGCUGCAGUGGUGUGUAGAGAGAUGGACUGUGGGGAAGCUUUACAAGCACCAGGAUAUGCUUACUUUGGACGAGGAUCAGGAAAAAUCUGGAUGGAUAGAGUGCAGUGUAGAGGAUCAGAGUCAACACUGAAGGACUGUGGAUCAGGAGGAUGGGGUGAACAUAGGAGCGUAUGUCGUGAUCAUAAAUAUGAUGCUGGAGUCAAAUGUUCACAAACCAUAAACUAUGGACGAUUUACAAGACUUGCUGAUGGACCUCACCUGUGCUCUGGGAGAUUAGAGGUUCUUCAGGGGAACACAUGGUACACAGUGUGUGCUGCUGCCUUUGACCAGCAGGAUGCAGAGGUUGUGUGUAGAGAGCUGGACUGUGGGGCUCCUGUACAGGUGCUGGGAGAAGAUGCUUUUGGAAAAGGAGAUGCUCAGAUGUGGACACAAGAGAUUCAGUGCAGAGGAAAUGAGUCACUCGUUCGAUUGUGUCCAACUUCAAAAGACAUUCAGUGCUCUCAAGAAAACAUUGUGGGACUGAUAUGUUCUGGUUACACUGACCUCAGGCUGGUCAAUGGUCCUGACAUCUGUUCUGGUCGAGUUGAGCGUCAGUACUUCAGUAAAUGGGGCACAGUGUGUGAUGCAUGCUGGGAUAUGAGAGCUGCUAGUGUCCUCUGUAGACAGCUGAAUUGUGGGAUUGCUGUGUCUGUUGUGGGAUCAGACUGGUUUGGAGAGGGAAGUGGAGAAAUCUGGGCUGAUGUGUUUGAUUGUGACGGGAAUGAAACAAAACUCUCAGAAUGUUCCAUCUCUUCAUGGAGUCGAGCUGAAUGUUCUCAUAGACGAGAUGUUGGAGUCAUCUGCUCUAAUUCCUCUCUGGCUGUUCAUGAUGGUCUGGUGCGGUUGUCUGGAGAGAGACAGUGUGAGGGGGAGGUGGAAGUUUCCAUCCAUCAGGUCUGGAGGAGAGUUCUGCUGGACUCCUGGAGUCUCACUGAAUCCUCUGUGGUCUGCAGACAGCUGGGCUGUGGCUCUGUGCUGAACUUCUCCGGCUCCUCUUCAUCCAGUCCUGAACACAGUCAUGAGUGUGUGACGGGCUUCCAGUGCUCUGGGAGUGAAGCUCAUCUGGGGAACUGCAGAUCUCCACGAACUCUCAAGUGCAGCUCCACACAACAGCUGUCAAUCACCUGCCUUGGUCGUGGGUCCAUCAGGCUGGUGGGUUCUGGGGGAGACUGUGCAGGGAGGCUGGAGGUUUUUCACAGCGGCUCAUGGGGGACAGUGUGUAAUGACUCCUGGGAUAUUAAAGAUGCCCAUGUGGUGUGCAGACAGCUGCAGUGUGGAGUGGCCCUCAGUAACCAGAAGGUACCAGCCUGGUUUGGUCCUGGUUCUGGACCCAUAUGGCUGGAUGAGGUGGAGUGUGAGGGGAAUGAGACGUCCCUGUGGAGCUGCUCUUCUCCAGGCUGGGGAAAACAUGACUGUCAACACAAGGAUGAUGUAGGAGUCAUGUGCUCAGAGUUUAAAGAGAUCAGGUUAACUGAGGGCUGUGAAGGGAAUCUGGAGGUUUUCUACAAUGGAUCCUGGGGAAAUGUGUGCUGGAACAAGAUGGAAACAGACACAGUGAGUCUGAUCUGUCAAGAGCUGAACUGUGGAAGAUCUGGUGUUUUGUCUGAAUCUACAACAAGAGUGAAAUCAGCUCCUAACUGGCUGGAUGAAGUGAAAUGUCGACCACAUGAUUCAAAUCUGUGGCAGUGUCCAUCUUCACCCUGGGGUCAGAAUAACUGUAAUGAAGAUGAAGUGGCCAAAAUCACCUGCUCAAAGGAGGAAAAUCCUGAAUCUCCUCAGAGUCGUCUGACAUGUUCUACUUCACCAUCUCCUCACCAGAGACAGUGUUCAAAGCAUGUUCCUCUCAAACUGGAGGGUGGAGGGGAGGGCCGGUGCUCUGGGAGGCUGGAGGUGUAUCAUAACGCUGAGUGGGGCUCAGUCUGUGAUGAUUUGUGGGACAUCAGCGAUGCUCAGGUGGUCUGCAGACAGCUGGGUUGUGGAGCAGCACUGAGGGCUGAUGGGAAUUCAACCUUUAUUGCUGGUGAAGGUGUUGUGUGGCUGAACAGAGUCGAGUGCAGAGGGAAUGAGAUUCACCUGUGGGACUGUCCUCUCUCCCUGAAGAAACACACUGACUGCUCCAACAAAGAUCACGCUGGACUCACCUGUGCAGAUUUGUCAGUGUCCACUACUCCUGCCACAACAACAUCAUCUUCUCCUCCAGUUUCUCAGACAGUGAGCUCAACAUCAGUCACUCGUUCAGAAACUCCUCCGUCUCUCUCUAUGCUUGUGAUUGUACUGGGAGUUGUGCUCUUACUGCUCUUAGUGCCACUGCUUAUACUGAUUCAGCAGAACAGAGUGAUGAGGAGAGCUCUCUCUAAGAGGAGACACAGGAGCACGACUGAGGCCGUUUAUGAGGAGAUUCAUCACAGACACAAUCACUUCACUCAGAGGGGGAGUCUCAUCUCUGAAGAACUGCAUUCUGGGUAUGAAGAUGCUGAUGAGCUUCUCUCAGAAAAAGAGUUCAAGACUGUAUAUUAUGAUGAUGUCACCAGUGGCCUGAAAGAAGAGAUGAAGAAGGAAAUCACACCGGGAUACUAUGAUGAUGUCAUCACUGAUGGACUGAAACCAGAUCGUGAGACAGAAGACACACCUGAGAGUUAUGAUGAUGUCAUGACGAGUGGACAGAACUUUAAUAUUAAAAAAGUGGACACACCGGAGCAUUAUGAUGAUGUCAUCAUUAAUGGACAGAACAUUCCAGGUGUAACAGAAGAGAUGAUGAAGGAAAUCACACCGGGAUACUAUGAUGAUGUCAUCACUGAUGGACUGAAACCAGAUCGUGAGACAGAAGACACACCUGAGAAUUAUGAUGAUGUCAUGACGAGUGGACAGAACUUUAAUAUUAAAAAAGUGGACACACCGGAGCAUUAUGAUGAUGUCAUCAUUAAUGGACAGAACAUUCCAGGUGUAACAGUGGACACACCGGAGCAUUAUGAUGAUGUCAUCAUUAAUGGACAGAGCAUUCCAGGUGUAACAGAAGAGAUGAUGAAGGAAAUCACACCGGGAUACUAUGAUGAUGUCAUCACUGAUGGACUGAAACCAGAUCGUGAGACAGAAGACACACUUGAGAGUUAUGAUGAUGUCAUGACGAGUGGACAGAACUUUAAUAUUAAAAAAGUGGACACACCAGAGCAUUAUGAUGAUGUCAUUAUUAUUGGACAGAUCAUUCCAGGUGUAACAGAAGAGAUGAUGAAGGAAAUCACACCGGGAUACUAUGAUGAUGUCAUCACUGAUGGACCGAAACCAGAUCGUGAGACAGAAGACACACCUGAGAGUUAUGAUGAUGUCAUGACGAGUGGACAGAACUUUAAUAUUAAAAAAGUGGACACACCGGAGCAUUAUGAUGAUGUCAUUAUUAUUGGACAGAACAUUCCAGGUGUAACAGAGGGAGUUCAGGAGGAGUAUGAUGAUGUGAAGAACAGCAAUGAAGAUGAGAGAAACCCGUUGGACUAUGAUGAUGUGGAGGAGGAGUCAAAUAAAGAGGGAGAGACCUUGUGACUCACUGACCACACCCACUGCCUCUGAUCAACAAAUCAUAUUACAGUUACUGGAGAUUCUUAUGUUGCUACUAAUGCAUCAAUGCCUUAUGUUUUUAUGUUAUUUCAAAUCUUUUUGAAUGAAAUUCUUUACAUGCUUUACAAAAUUUGGUAACAAAAAAUAAUCAGUUCUCAGUACCUGGCCUAUUAUUUUUAUAUUGAUAUCAAUGCAUACUCAAAAGAUAUGUUUUUUUUAAUCAAUAAAUUAAUUUUUAUGGACUUCA